Molecule: messenger RNA, 2607 nt
Organism: Danaus plexippus (monarch butterfly)
Lineage: Eukaryota; Metazoa; Arthropoda; Insecta; Lepidoptera; Nymphalidae
Gene: Inx3
Product: innexin inx3
Exons: 9
Coding region: 252-1412 (386 amino acids)
Biological process (GO): phototransduction
Cellular component (GO): gap junction; plasma membrane
Molecular function (GO): gap junction channel activity
Source: RefSeq, a predicted model, not a curated record
GCGCUUUCCAGUCCGCGUUCCCGAGCCAUUAGCAGCUGGUGUGCGGUGUGGCGGCCGCUGCCACUUGUAUUACACCCAAUUUAUUAAGCUCCACUUACGUAUCCCGAAUGAUAUGACGUAGAACUGACGUGAUAGCGUGUUAACUAAGCCAGUCGUGUGUUUGUGUUGUGUUACGAGAUCGUGAACGAUAUAAAGAAUCACAGCGGUCAAAUAUAACAGUUACUUUUGAAAAGUGAGAAGACAAAUUCAAGAUGGCUGUAUUCGGCUUAGCAUCAGCGGUCGCGGGCUUUGUAAAAGUCCGCUACCUGAUCGACAAGGCCGUUAUUGACAACAUGGUCUUUCGGAUGCAUUACAGGAUCACAUCUGCCAUUAUGUUCCUCGCCUGCAUCCUUGUCACCGCUAAUAAUCUUAUUGGUGACCCGAUAUCUUGUAUAAGUGACGGCGCUGUACCAGCUCAUGUCCUCAACACCUACUGCUGGAUUACCUACACUUUCACACUUCCAUACAGCGGAGCUAAGGGAGUGGCCCACCCUGGUCUUGGAAACGACUACGAAGAAGAGAAACGCAUUCAUUCGUACUACCAAUGGGUGCCAUUUAUGCUUUUCUUCCAGGGUCUUCUUUUCUACAUUCCUCACUGGAUCUGGAAGAACUGGGAAGAAGGCAAGGUCCGCAUGAUCUCUGAUGGUAUGCGCGGAACAACUGCUAUCAUCGCCGACGACAAAACAAACCGUCAGAACCGUUUAGUUCAAUACCUGUACGAUACGCUUCACAUGCACAACACAUAUUCAUUCGGAUAUUUCUUCUGUGAAGUCCUCAAUUUCGUCAAUGUCGUCGGCAACAUAUUCUUCUUGGACGCAUUCCUCGGCGGCGCUUUCUUAUCUUACGGGACCGAUGUUGUGAGGUUCUCAAAUAUGAAUCAGGAACAAAGAACUGACCCUAUGAUUGAGGUAUUCCCGCGAAUCACAAAAUGUACAUUCCACAAAUACGGAGCCUCUGGAACUAUUCAGAAGCAUGACGCGUUGUGCGUUCUUGCUUUAAACAUCCUCAAUGAAAAAAUCUUCAUAUUCCUUUGGUUUUGGUUUAUUAUUCUGUCCGUCGUAUCCGGCCUGGCUAUCGUGUAUUCAGCAGCUGUCAUCCUUCUGCCAAGUACACGUGAAACUAUUCUCAAACGUCGCUUCAGAUUCGGAUCUCCAAAUGGAGUAGAGGCCCUCGUUAAGAGAACUCAGGUCGGAGAUUUCCUUCUGCUACACCUACUUGGUCAGAACAUUUCACUUCGUGUUUACGGCGAAGUGUUAGAUGAACUAUCGCGUCGUCUUAUCCUGGGUUGUAAUCCACCAUCAGCACCCUCUACGUUGGAAAUGGCACCGAUCUAUCCCGAUAUCGACAAAUUCGCCAAGGAAACUGAGACGUAAGAAGUAAGCGACACUUUUUCCACCCAAAACCUAGAGGCCUCCACACAUUCUUUGAGAAAAACCUUAAUGAAUACCGAUUGUUCCUUCUUUGAUUUCUCAAUUGAUGUAUAGAGGCCAUAUUCGAUAAUCAAGUGUUGCUUUUAAAAAUUGCAAUGAUGUAAAAGAAAAUAUAUCGAUUUUAUUGAACAUGACAUUCCUUUACGUAGGCCAUAUUGUUGAUUUCACAAUCAGCCGCAUUUUGCCUUAGUAAUUAAAGCCGCAGCUUUAAAAUUGAGGUCUCAAUAUUUUAAGACAUUUUGUAAUGACAUUGAAGGUUUGUGUUAGUAAAAUAUUAUAUGCAUUAGUAACUAUUGGAUAUGAAACAAAUACGUUUAUCGACUUCGAAGACUGUAUUGUUUAGAUGUAUUUGAAAACUAGGAGAAAAAAUCGAAGCAACUGUGACAAUAAAAUAAUAUUCGUGUAGUCUGAAUUAAUGUAGUAUUGUGUACAAUUGAAAACAUAUAUUAUAUCGUAACAUACUCUUAAGACAACUGAUCGCAUACAUAUCAGCUCAAAAUUAAUGAAUACAUUCAAAUUGUGACACUUCAUAUAUUUUUUUUAAUUUCAAUGUUUAUAAAUAUAAGGUAUUAAUAUAAAUAUAUACAAUAUCUUUAUCAUAACAAAAGACGAGUAAAAUUUAAAUGUAUUAAAAGUACAAACAUUUCCAUUUGUAUAGUAAAAAUUUUACUUGCCUUUUAUUUUACGAUUAUUGAUUGAUUACUAUGUGUAGGAUAAGAAUUUUGGUGCAAAAGACAAGGUGUUUGAAUAGAUGUCGUCAUAAUCGAAUAUUUUACUCAAAACAUUGUGCCAUCACAUCUAUUUCGGAAUAACGUCAAGACAGAUGCAUUUCAAUAAACUGCUGACUGUUAAUUCAUUCUGCUAGGAUUCUUCCUAUAAAUUAGUUAAGACCUAAGUUGUUAUUAAAGUCAAUUUAGCCAUUUAGGUUUAAGAUCUUUCAAUGGACUUCCAUGAAUCUCCGAUAUCGCAUCUUCCAACAUAUUAUAAGCCCCAGUAUACAUGAUAUAUGAGUUGUAUUAAGUGUACAUUUAUAAAAUAGGAAUAGAUUUUAUUGGUUAUAAUUUCCGUGAACAUUUUUAAUCUCGUUAAUUAUAUAAAUUCAUACUAUUAGAAAUAUAUAGUUGAAUAAGAAGUAAAA